AUGGCUGCCUUUGUAAAAACGGCACGAACACACCCGCCGCAUCAACGGCGUCAAACGCCAUUUUCUUCUGCCGUCGUCCCAAUCGACCCCCAGCUUCUCUACGUCGACUUCUUUCCCGCUCGGAAACCCGAUGGCAGCCUGGUUGCGGAGGAGGUGUACAAAGCCCAUCUGUAUCCUGCACGAGCAACUACAAACCCCUUGCCUGAUGACGCUGUGGUCGGUCCAUCGAAAACGCUUUCCAUUAUUAUCCCGCCACGCCCAACUCACUCUCUAGGCCAAUCGACUGGCCAAAUUGAUCAAGAACUUCUCGAAGCUGAUUUCGAUGUGAACGACGAUGCGUUGACGGAGCAGUAUGACGUGGGUGAGGGGGUCGCGGAAGCCGUAUUUGGUGCCCUUGAAACAGGUGGCCUCGAAGAAGAGGAUGAGGAUGAGCAGUUGGAGGACAUGGACCUGGACGACAAUGCAAGCCAUAAGCAGUUUCAGACAAGUGUGCGCAUGUCAGCGGCUCAACGAACGGAAGCCAACAGGAGGGCAGGAGGCAAAAAGACGCAGAAAUGCGUCGUGAAGUCGUGGAACAUUUUUCAGAAAGAAGCACUCGCAGCGGGAAAACUGCGCGAUGACAUAGUCGACGAGCAUGCCCUGCUCCUCUUCAUUGACUUCUGCGCUAGGCGUUGCAAGCGAGAUCGUCGAGGAGAGUACAUACCCAAUACUCGCAUCGGCGCCUCACAGAUCAAGAAAGAGUUCUUCGGCGCCCUACGUAUCCGAAAGGUGCAAGAUGCUCGAGAUCCAACUUUGGCUAUCAAGCGGCCUGCCACGACCGCCCAUGUUUACGAUGCGGUCAAGACUCGCAUGGACGAGGCCCUGCAAAAUGCACGCGAAGGGCUCAUUCCUGCUGAGGAUGCCCAUGCUGCAGGGUUAAAAGGUUGUGGGGAACUCACCGCUCGCGGGCUUGCCAAAUGCGGCUUUGGGGACGAGCUUCUCACUGCCUUCAACACCUUGGACGAUAAAAAUCUAUCUGAAUUUUUUGUAGCCUGGGUAACAAGUAUCCGCGAAGAGCUGGUUUCAAAUAGCCAGGGAUUUCUCCCAUCGCGUCGACCAGGACUUGCAGCCACCAUCCCUCCUAAUUUUCCACCCUUGAACAUCAUCAAUCUCUAUGUCCGACCUGAAACGAGCAAAUUGUUCCCGUUCAGCCUUGAUUGGAAACCUUGCGAGGUUCGCAUCAACAAGCUCGCAUCAUUUGGAGCUGAAUACCUUGGUUGGACGGACGCAUCCGCUCUCUAUAAACACUUCCAUUCAAACGUGUGGGAGGGCGUGUUUCUCCAAAUGCUUAUUUCUCGCUGGGUGCUCUAUGAUCCAGACACUCACAUUAUGCGAACGGACAACAUGAACACCACGAUUCUGGAACUUCAACCGAAGCUGCGCCAGACCCGACACGGGGAAGACACACUAGAUGCUACGGCUCUCCUGUCUCAUCUAAAAAAGCUCUCAUUCAAGGAUUCGCCCGCACGUACACCAACCAACUCAGAACCGGCAAAAAUGCUUGUCUGGUCAUUUUUUUGA
This is a messenger RNA of Laccaria bicolor S238N-H82, 1560 nucleotides long. RefSeq lists its product as uncharacterized. The transcript is spliced from 11 exons. The record is from RefSeq and is a predicted model, not a curated record. NCBI's taxonomy places the organism in Eukaryota, Fungi, Basidiomycota, Agaricomycetes, Agaricales, Hydnangiaceae. The coding region runs from base 1 to 1560 and encodes 519 amino acids.